AAAUUGCUCCACAACAAUAUGAUUGAACAUUCCGAAUCGCAGUGGGCAUCUCCGAUCGUGAUCGUGCUCAAGAAAAAUGGAGUGGACAUCAGGAUGUGUAUUGACUAUCGACUUGUGAAUAAUUUCAUCCAGCUGUCUAGCUACCCUCUACCUCUCAUCGACGACCUGCUAGUUGGCUUUGAGAAAGCACUGUGA
Molecule: messenger RNA, 195 nt
Organism: Phytophthora megakarya
Lineage: Eukaryota; Oomycota; Peronosporomycetes; Peronosporales; Peronosporaceae
Source: the annotation of a GenBank genome assembly